AACCUACUACACAAAAAAAGCAAACGAAACAGCAUUAGUUAUAGGAAAAACGUAAGUACUAAGUUAAAUGUUCAUUUCACCUUCACUAAGCUCUCAAGCCUGCAUUUUGUCCAGAACAUUUUUGUGUUUUAUUGUCUUACAACUUUGUAAUGGAACCUUUUGAUAGGAGAUGACAGAAAAUAAAGAUACAAAUUUUUGCUGCUAUAUUUCUGCAUAGUUUAGUUGUCUGACUUGGAGGUUUGACAAAGUAGAAUAACCUACAUUUAUAUGCUCUUCAUUUUUCUUAUCUUCAUUCACUUUCCAUUGAGGCCAAGACGGAUGUUUAUGUCACACAGUUUGACCCUCUUGGCAUCCAAUCAAAUGUCACCUCAUUUUUAAGCUGUUGUCUGCUCUUUCGCUGUGCUCAGUUCUCAAAACCUCUGAGAAGAUGCACCUGUAUACGAUCCUCUUAGGAGUAUUUCAUCUGUCAGCGGUGAUUCAGUCGUCGGCACUCAAGCAGGACACUGGGGUUAUAUCUGCUCGUGUUGGGGACAAUGUGACGUUACAUUGCUUCUAUGACAGCCAAGUGGCGAUGCACUUCUCCUGGUACCGACAAACCUUAGGAAGUGGACCUGAACUUCUGUCUAGUAUUUACAAAUAUGAUAAACUAUCCACAGUCUCCCGCUGGAUGGAGAAGAACCCUCGUUUCUCUGUGCAAAGGAAGGAAGGGAUGAAUCAUCUCCACAUCUCUGACGUUCACUUAUCAGAUUCAGCUACGUACUACUGUGGAAGCUCACACUCCAACAUAGUGGACUUUGGAGAGGGAGUCUUUCUUAGUGUAAAAGGAGUCAACAUCAAGGAAAUAGUCCAGGGGCCAACAUCUGAGACAAUCCUGAAAGGAGGCUCUGUGACUUUCAACUGUACAGCACGCGUUGGGACCUGCGAUGGAGAACACCGUGUUUACUGGUUUCGACAUGGAUCUCGCCAAGCAGUCCUUCACGCGCUCGGGGAUGGGUGUAAACAAGUCUCCACAUCAGGGCCUCCUUCACUGAACUGUGUCUACCAUUUGCAGAAGAUGAACCUGAGCUCCUCUGAUGCUGGAACCUACUACUGUGCUGUGGCCUCGUGUGGGGAGAUACUGUUCGGUAAUGGAAGCAAGCUGCUCAUCAAAGAUGAUGUUGAAGACCAAGAGGCACAGAUUACAAUCUUAGUCUGGCUCUCCAUAAUCAGAACCGGGCUUCUCUUAUUCUUUUUAACUAUUUGCUUCUUAUUUCACAUCACCAAACGCGGGUGA
This is a messenger RNA of Micropterus dolomieu (smallmouth bass), 1273 nucleotides long. RefSeq names its product immunoglobulin kappa light chain-like. The coding region runs from base 428 to 1273 and encodes 281 amino acids. The record is from RefSeq and is a predicted model, not a curated record. NCBI's taxonomy places the organism in Eukaryota, Metazoa, Chordata, Actinopteri, Centrarchiformes, Centrarchidae. Gene Ontology annotation, biological process: response to bacterium. The transcript is spliced from 3 exons.